CGCAUCCAAAUCAAUAUGUGGUAUCUUUUUUUUGAAAGGUCAUAAUGUGGUAUCUUAGUAGAACACCUUCAAACCGCAAACCAAAUGAUGACUCCAGCUUCAGUUUGCGCAAUUCCAUCUUCACCGUCUCCGAUUCCGGUUUUUUCCAAGACAUUUGCAUGAUUGAGGUGCCAAACAAAUCCGUGGUCGAUCACGAAGAACACAACAAAGAAGAAGAGACGUGCCCUUUUUCAUUCUCAUUCCCAAAAUGGGAAUGGUUUGCCUAUCUCUGCUCUCCCACCCAAUUCCAUUCCGUGGCGGUGCCUCGAAACUCUUCCAUGUUUAGAGUACAGGUGAUUGGUAUUCUGCCUCAACAUUUCUUGUGUGCCAAGUUGGUGCGAGGUCCGAAACCUUAUGUCACCCUGUGCACUUACUCAUGCAGUGAGAAUUCUCUCAAUGAUGUGCCCAAAAUGAACUGUGCGGAUCGCAAUCUGUUCGGAGCUGCAUGUGCUAUUCUUGAUGGGUGGCUAUAUGUUGCUGGAGGGUAUAAGGAUAACUCUUUAGACACUUUCCCUUCAUCUCACUUGAACUCGGCAGAACGAUUGAAUCUGAAAACAAGGCAGUGGGAAGCACUGCAGAACAUGCCAAACCCGCGAGCAUUUGCAUCUGGCAUUGCUCACGGAGGCAGGUUCUUUGUGGUUGGUGGUGGUAGCAAUGCAGCCCUGAAGCACUCAGCUGAAAUCUACAACCCCAGCAACAACUCUUGGGGGUCUUUGAAAUCAUUUGUUCCCCAAGAGGCAGACGGAUUCACUGCUACAUCACUCAAUGGGCGUUUAAUGAUAUUGACUUGGUCAGAUCGGUUAGGCGUGAAGCUGUGGCUGUAUACUGUGAUCACCCAUCCAAUUUUAAUAUAUAACUGCAGGCGAAUUGGUUUCUUGCCGAACCAAAUAGUUGAGAGGCCAAGACUAAAAGCACAUGGCGCAAGAAUGGUUCCGGUUGGGGGGAAGGAGGUGUGGGUUUUGGUGGGAGAGAAUGAGAGGAUAUUCCAAGUUGAUGGGUCAAGUGCUUGGCCUGUCUUCCCAGCCCCAAUGUAUAAGCCUAGUGAAGGACAUGAAGUUGUGAGCAAGGGUCAUAUCUAUGCCUUUUCUUUCCAUGGGUUUAGAAUAAGUUGGAGACAAAUCCCUGUUUACUCGAUCUGAGUUGUGGCAUUUAUGUUCCUCUUUUUGCCCCAAGUAGAUUUUAAAGCAAUGAAUUUGGCCACUGCAUGCAGAAUUUUGCUUUCUGCGUGUGCAGCCAAACUGCAUCAUUUUUACCCUAA
Messenger RNA from Rosa chinensis, 1297 nucleotides. RefSeq lists its product as uncharacterized. The record is from RefSeq and is a predicted model, not a curated record. Gene Ontology annotation, molecular function: protein binding. NCBI's taxonomy places the organism in Eukaryota, Viridiplantae, Streptophyta, Magnoliopsida, Rosales, Rosaceae. Bases 45 to 1178 code for a protein of 377 amino acids. The transcript has 2 exons.